UCCAUCGAACGUUCACGCACCAUCCUAACAACCUGACUCAAACCCCCAUCAAAUCCAUCGUGCCCGACUCGUCGUUCGAUCGAAUAAACGACACUUUCCCAAACUCCGCGAAGAUUCGAGCUUCGUUCUCGAAGAGGCUUACGUUGCUCGGUGUUUGGGCGGGCACGGAAGCCGAACGGCGAGAGGACGUGAAGCUAUUCUUAAAAUAGGGCUCGACUGAACGAAGCGAAUGAACGAGAGAAGCCGAUACGAAGGGUAGGGGUGAGGUGCGGGCCGCGUUGUACACGUUAACCAGAGGAAGAGGGAAAAGUAGAGUGGAAAGAGGAGAAUGUAGGCUUGGUAAGAGACGAGCGAAGAUGGAGAAAGAGAGGGAAAACGGCGUGCCUCGCGGGUCGCCGGCUCUUCUUCAGGGUCCGAGCUUCGUCCGAAACGAAGCGCCUCCGUACCGUUCUCCUUCUUCUUCUCUUAUGAGAACGUGCCGUCGGGGACGACGCUUCGUCGAACCGUUCGUCGUUCGAUCGGUUCUCCACGUUUCACCUCGUGCACCUCUUCUUGUCCCUCUUUCGGUCUUUCUUCAUCCAACUUUAUAGUCUCUAUUUCACUCUCGAGUUUCCUUUUAUAUAUUUUUCUAUAUCUUUCAUAAUCUUCUUUCCUAUUCUUUCUCCUUUUCCAUCCAGUUUUUUCUCGACUUCUUUCUUUUAAAAUCUUCUUCUUCUUCUUCUUCUUCUUCUUCUUUUCGAUCUCGAUAGGUGUCACGGUGAAACGAACGUGGUGCACGCUCCGCGUGGUGGUGCUGGUGCUUGGUGUUGGUGGUGGUGGUGGUAGUGGUGGUGGUGGUUCUUUUGGUGUUGUCGAUGGUGUCGGUGGUCGAUGGUGAUCGGUGAAUCGAGGGAGUCGUCGUCUCACUCUUGGAAUCCUUUCGUUUUCUCUUGAUCGAGGAGAAGAGAUUGCGCGAAUCAUGGCCUCCUACAGGAGCUAUGGUGACAGUGGCGCCUACCGAUCCAGAGUCAACGUUGGAAUCGGCGCCAGUGGUUUCGGGAGGACGACGACCUCGGGAGGAAGCGGCCUUCCGAGUUGCAGGAACAGCUACUCGACCGUCGGUUCCGGUUCCACCCGAUUGCCUGCCAAGGAGAGGGUUUCCGGAUUCGGGAAUGCGUUCCUGAAGAAAGACAAGCACGAGGAGAAAUCUAGUUUUAAAUAUCCCAGUAAUAAAGACGCCGACAAAGGUAGACUUCACCCGAGUAGGUCGUCGACGGAGGACGUGGGGGCGAAAAGUCCAUUAUCGAGCAGCAGAUCCUCCCUGUUCGAGAAGUACUCGUUUCCAGCUACUAAAACUUCAGAGAGGCCCGCCUCCGUUUUGGACAGAUAUAACCGUGCCACUUCCCGCGAGAAGAGCAGAGAGCCCGACGUGGUAUCGCGAUACGGAUCCAACACGUAUCCCGGAUCGAGCUUGGCUCGAACUUAUGGAAACGAGAGUAGGAUCGAGAAGAAAGAGAGGGCCGAUCAUCCGCCGGUUUCGUACCGUGGAUUACGGCCUAACUCGGGUAGGAAUUCUCGCGAGCCAAGCCCGGAAAUCAACGUUGGAAAAUCGAACUCGUUCAGAAUGUACACGAGAGCCCCCUCCUACGGUCGAUCCAGUGCCACUUCUAGUGCCUCCGAAUCGAGCUCGGCGCCAAUCUCCUCGAGAUUCGGCUCGACAGCUGGUAGCAGAUUCUUUUCAUCGAGAAGCAACAACGACCGAGUUCCGGCAGCUAUAAGCUACUCCGGAUCGGACAGGUUCCGAACUUCAGGCAGUAAGCCUAUGCCGGCGAAUUUGAAGGACGAGGAAGCCGCGAAAGCGAAAGAAACGACGCAAGAGAUAUACGCGAAAUCGGAAGAAUCGAAACUCGAGAACAGACUGAAAGACAAUGAGACCGUUACGAUGGUUACAAGGGGUACAUCACCGACUCUUCCGGCUUCUUCGUCCUUCGUGAGGAGCAGAAGAGCCGACAUAGGUAUCGCGAAUCAGAAAGAAGUGAGUCGGGUUCGAAAGAAAAUGGAGACAAAGGAUCAAGAGGUUCAGAGCGAGAGAUCGGAGGAUGGUUCGAGGUUCUCUCGAUUUGGAGGAGGAGGGCGAAUCUCAGGGGCACCGUGGUCCUCGUAUCUCGACAAAUUCUCGUCGAAUUCGAGCGGAAGUGGCGUUUACGCGAGAGGAUUCAACGGAAGUAACGCGACCAAUUCGAGGGUGAAUAGCUUCGCGUUCCCCAGAUCGAACGACGCCUCGAGGAACGAUUCUUCUUCUUCUUCGAAGGUGUCGCCUAGUUCUAGUCAAGAAAUUCAUGGGAAUAGAAAUCAAAACGAGCAGAAAGUAUUCGGCGGUUUGAGCUUCGGGAAAACGGAUUCGAAAACGAGCAACGAGCAACAAGGAAAUUCAAAUCAAAGGGAUCAGAUGGAGGUUAAAGCGAAUAAUGGUGAGAGUCGUGCGUGCACAGUUGGUAAGAGUGAAAGGAAAGGCUUGGCGAGCCCUUCGAUCUUGAAGAGAGAGGAUUCGCCGCAACAACAUGGUGUUCUCGCUAAGUCAUCGGAUUCUCGAGAGAGCGUUUCGAAAAGCGACGAACAGCAAAGUAGCAGGGAAAGUUCGACGUCGAAGAGCGAGAAUAAUAGUCAGAAGAGACCUUCGAUACCGAGAUUAGGUCGUAUCGCGGCGAAGAACGAAAGCAAGAUUGCGAAAUCGUCGUCGAAUUCGUCGAGCAAGUCGGAUGGACUGCGGGAAAGGAGGAGUUCGACGCCUAAAUCUGACGCUAGCUCAUUAUCGAAACUCGAUGACUCGUCUAGAAUAGUCGAGGGACAUUGUCAGGAACAGAGUAAAGAAGCCUCUACGUCUAAAAGUGAUAGUGUUUCACCUGCGAAAGAUUCUCUUCAAAGCAGUAAUUCGUCGCAGAGCAGAUCGACGACACCGCAAUCACGCAGCGGCUCGGCGAAAAAUCUGUCCCGCCAAACGACGAGAACCGACUCUACGGAAGGAUCCGCUGUAAAUGUGCCAAUUGGCAGGUCGAAAUCGUCGUCAGCCAGUUCGGUGACGAGUCAGGGUGCAAAAAUAAAGGCGACGCCGCCGCCAUCGCCGGGGAAGUCGUCCGUGUCGAGCGUUUCCUCAGUGAAUCUGAGACAAGGCGGUUCGCCGGAUGCUCGUGGCAAACCACCUGUGCCGAAGAGCGACGUCGCGUCGGCGUCCGGGUCCAAGGGCAUCGUGCAGCCCAAGUACGUGAACAAAGACUUCCGGAAGUCGACGUUGAACAUGGAGAACGGGGACCCCUCGCAGUCCAAGUACAGCAGAAAGAAGAAGAACGAGCGUAGCAUGUCCGUCAGCUCUCAAGAUUCGCAAUCCGAACCGAACUCCGAACCGAACAUCCACCGACCGGCCGUUCCUUCCGAAUCCAGCUCCGCCUCUGUGAAAUCGAACAGAUCGAGGCUGAGGCUACCGUCAUCCUCGCCCUCCAAGAGUGUGAAUAGAAAGAGCGAGUCGAGCAGUGGGCCUUCGAGCGUGGCCGAAAAAUCGGGGAGUCGCUCGAGAUCGCCAUCGGGGAAGAGGAGCAAGCGAGAGGGAAGCUCGAGUUCGAGCGCGAACAGCGAGGAUUCCUCGAAUUCGUCGAGCAGCGAGGAAGAGGAGGACGAUAAAGAGUCGAGGCCCGGAUCGAGGCCACGCAAGAGGAGAACGUCCAAGUCCCCUUUCUGCGAGAAGAAAGGGAAGAUGAGCGCUGGAUCGUCGAGGACGAGCGUGUUGGCUUCGUCCACCGACGAAAUGUCACUGACCAUGGAUAAACCGCCGAGACCACCGUCCAGCCCGAGAUCGAGGAGUUCGGGGAAAACCGAGGAGGCUAAAUCGUUUCUGAUGAGAGCCCUCGCGCCGGUCACGAAUCUUUUCAAGAAUAAGCACCAAGAUUCCAGCGAGUCGGGCAAAUCGGCCGGUUGGCCAGAUUCGAACGAGGAAAACGCGGACGUGAAAAAGUCGGAGCAGAACGGGACAACGGCGUCUCUAUCGAGAAGUCUGUCGAAAAGUUUCAGUUUCACGAACUCGGAGAAGAACGAGGACAGGAGACAGUCGUGUCAAGCUAGGAUCAGACGAAAUUUUUCCGGGGAACAGCCUUGGUGGAUGGAUCCGAACUCCGAAAACGUUCCUGAAGGUGUCGAAACGGGAAGCCUGUGCAACGACGAUAUUAGUCAAGAAACGACCGUCAGUAGUACCUUACCUGACGAUGGCAAAUUUAAAUACAAAGUGUGGAGACAAGAAUCGGAGGAGCGAGGCUGGUGGUUAGACUCGAACGACAGCGGGGCAUCGGAGGACGCGAGGAAGCAGUCGGCGACGAUUUCGAGACAAGAAUCAGGGGAGAAGGGUUGGUGGUUAGAUUCGAACGAUAGCGCUCCCUCGGAGGAAACGAAGAGGCAAUCGUCCUCGGUAGUUUCGAGGCACGAUUCGGAGGACAGGACUCGUUGGUUGGAUGGAAAUGACAGUGCUUUCUCGGAGGAGGUCAAGAAACCGUCGCGCACGGCUGUGUGGAGGCAAGAUUCGGAGGAAAGGGCAUGGUGGUUGAGCUCGAGCGACGCUGCGCCGUCGGACGAGUCGAAGAAACAAUCGUCGUCCGUGAUAUCUAUUUCGAAACGAGAGUCGAGCCGUUGCAGUACUCGAUCGAACGAGCGAAGAAAUCGAUUGAGACAUCAACAGUCCGGGGAGCAAGCGUGGUGGAUGAGCGACAAUCCUGAAAACGUACCUGAAGGAGUCGAAGUCAUUCCUACGACUCCUACGUCAAACGGUAAUACUUACAACGACGAGGUGGACGACAGCCAGCCGUACGGCAGAGGUGGAAACAAGGUCAGGCACAUUGAGUCGGGUGAGAAACCAUGGUGGAUGGACAGCACGUCGAACGUUCCUGACGGUGUAGUCAAGAUUCCUGUGGAAACGUCGAACAGUACCUCGGACUCGUCCGAAUCGUUCGAGAGAAUCGAUAUCGGUGUUAACCCUGAACCUGAGAUAUAUAAGAGAAGCCUCUCUAGAUUCCCUAUCGAGUUUCCGCCACCUCCGGCUGACGAGCCACUCGGGGAUCGUGCCAGUCCCGAAGGGGUGGAAAAUCCUCCCGAUCCGCCGGACAAUUAUGGCGGACGAGACUCGCCUUACGACAACGUGCAGCCAACAUCCAGAAGAUCAUCGCCAAAGAAACGUCCUUCCACGUUACCGUUGUUCAUCGGUCAGCACACCAAUAUCGACGAUCUGUUGGGAGACACGGCCACCUUGUGCCCAAGCCCGGUCCUGUCUCGUAUCCGUAAACGCGAACGCAUAGACGAGGAUUCGGGAGAAGAAAGUUCAGAAUGCGAAGAGAUCGACGCCACUCAAGUGAUCAUCCAUGACAGCACUCCGCAGACACCUGUGAUACAACGACGACAUCGGUACGUUUCAUGUCGAUAA
Molecule: messenger RNA, 5437 nt
Organism: Apis florea (little honeybee)
Lineage: Eukaryota; Metazoa; Arthropoda; Insecta; Hymenoptera; Apidae
Source: RefSeq, a predicted model, not a curated record